AUUCCCUCCUGGUCAGCAAUUAAUUAUCCCACCCCUUUUGUUCUGGUGCAUGUCAUCACAUUUGGCAACUGCAGCUAUGGAUCAUGGGAGUUUUGUGAGUCUUGUAUUAAUCCAUGUAACUGACUGACAUGAUUAUGCCCAGCUAGCAGAGGGGCCACAAGUAUCCAGCAAUAGAGCCCCGGACAAUGGCCUCCGUGAAGUCAUAUGCAGUCUCUGAUAAUCUCCAGGAAUUUUGCAACUUCUUUGAGAGGGUAGUGCAGGACCUUACAGCAGAGGAAUGGGGACACCCGGAAAUUGGUGUUGCCAUCUCACGCUUGCGAGAAGUCCUCGAGUACAAUGCUCAUGGUGGAAAGUAUAUUCGAGGUAUGACUGUAGUGUCCUCCAUCCGGGAGCUGUUGCCACUGGUUAUGCAGGAUGUGGAGACCAUAGAGAGGGCUCUGGUAGUGGGCUGGUGUGUACAGCUGAUGACAUGCUCCUAUAUGGUUUCUGAUGACAUUAUGGAUAGAUCUGAGAAACGUCGUGGGAAGCCUUGCUGGUACAAGAAGGAGGGCAUUGGACUUGACGCUAUCAAUGACGCAUCCCUGCUUGAAUCAUGUGUAUAUCGGCUCCUGAGGAAACACUGCCGAGGACAGCCCUAUUACCUGAACCUGCUGGAACUGUUUCUGGAGGCCUCCUACCAUACUGAGCUGGGGCAGGCACUAGAUCUAAUAGGUGCUCAGCCAGGGAAGAUGGAUCUAGACCAGUACACGGAGGCCAGGUAUAAAUCCAUUGCAAAAUACAAGGCGUUUUACCUGUGCUUCUACCUGUCCAUCGCUGCUGCCAUGUUUAUGGCUGGAAUAGACCAGGAGGAAGAUCAUAGUAAUGCCAAAACAAUCAUGAUGGAAAUGGGGGAGUUAUUCCAGGUGCAGAAUGACUACCUGGACUGCUACGGAGACCCCAGCAUCUUAGGGAAGAUUGGAACUGACAUCCAGGAUAAGAAGUGUACGUGGCUGGUGGUAGAGGCACUAAAGAGGGUGACUCCUGAGCAAAGGAAAAUCCUGGAGGAGAACUACGGCUAUGAUGAUGUGGACAAGGUGCAGAAGGUAAAGCAGUUGUAUGACGAUCUAGACCUGUCCACUGUGUACAAACAACAUGAGGAGGAAACUUAUAAGAGACUGCAGAUUCUCAUUUCCCAGCAUGCAAAUGGGCUACCCAAAGAGAUCUUCUUGAGACUGGCACGCAAGAUUUACAAGAGAAUAUAAGUGAUAUAAGUGUUUGCUAACUGUAUAUGUAGAGCUGAAAUUGAUCCCACAUGAGAUGGGUGUUGGUCAUUGGGUUAACCUUAAAAAGGUUGUCAUUGUCUAGGUCAACCCCAAAAGGUCAACUUGCAUUAGGUCAUCAUGGGAAAAAGGUCAAAAUGGACAAAAGGUCGACACAGUAAAAGGUUGACAUGAGUUUUAUAUAUUUUUUUUUGUGUCAUUUAUGUAAAAUGACCGGAAUCCCAAUUAGUGCUUCCCCUUGCAUGGCUCCCUUUGUUACUAUUCCUAACCACAGUCCACAUGGAUAGCAAAGUAUGAAAAAGUUGAAAAAGAAAAAAUUGUAAAAACUCAUGUCGCCCAUAUACUGCCAACCUUUUCACCCCAGUCAACCUAAUGCAUGUCAACCAAUAGUGGUUGACCUAUUGACUGUCGACCUUAUUACUGUCAACUUAUCAUCUGGAUCCCCAUGGGAUGUAGCUCUGGUCAUUGAUUGUUCCCCUGCAAAGUAUGCAUCUACGCUCCUGCUCACAGUCAGUACAGUAAUCCUGAUCUCAUGUUCCUGUGCCUUGGAUUUUCUUAUAACCAGUGCCCUGUUUUCAUGUGCCCUGUACUGGUCAGAUUACCAAUAUUUCCAGUUUAUAGCUUGUCUGCAUUUCCAAAGUUAAGUUUAACGUUUAUAUGUGUCUGUGAAUCCUGCAAUGCCUGAUACAGUCUGCUAUGCCUGAUACCAAUUACAUCAUCACUCAAGACUCA
Messenger RNA from Pseudophryne corroboree (corroboree frog), 1991 nucleotides. Its product is annotated as farnesyl pyrophosphate synthase-like. Gene Ontology annotation, biological process: trans, trans-farnesyl diphosphate biosynthetic process. Gene Ontology annotation, molecular function: (2E,6E)-farnesyl diphosphate synthase activity; dimethylallyltranstransferase activity. Gene Ontology annotation, cellular component: cytoplasm. The transcript has 10 exons. Lineage: Eukaryota; Metazoa; Chordata; Amphibia; Anura; Myobatrachidae. The coding region runs from base 186 to 1241 and encodes 351 amino acids. The record is from RefSeq and is a predicted model, not a curated record.